CGGUCGGCUCAGCGGCCGUGCAAAUUGCCAAGACCAUAGGCAGUCGAACCGUGUUGACAGCCGCGCGGCGUGUGGAUUCCAACCCCGAUAUUCUUCUGGAACAUCCCGAGAAUACCCUUCAACCCCGGAUCCCGGGUAUUACCGACGAACACGGCGUGGAUAUUGUAAUCGGCGUUGUGGGCGACAUCAAUUUGAUGAGCGCUGCGGUCAAGCAGCUGGCCGUGGGGUCGCUGCGCGUGGAUUGUUGCCCCGCGAGGGGCUGUGAGCAAAUCUUCCAGGCUUCUCGCAAGGCCAUCCUGCUUGCGGGAUGUGACACGAGCCUGGCAACAAUGGCUGAGAUCAGGGAGGGUUUACGUCUGUUGUGGCAGUGGUUCGAUGGGGGUCUGAUGAGGGUGCCGGACAAGGGACUUAGCGUUUACCCGGGUACCAUUGGGGGCGGGCAAUUGAGAAAGGGCACCCGACUUCUGGGGAAGGAGUGGUGAUUCCUCGUAUUUCCGGAUAAGUUAUUUCCCACCUGGCUCUUUACCUCUGUUAUUUUAAGUCCCUCCACAGCGAUACG
Molecule: messenger RNA, 559 nt
Organism: Aspergillus ibericus CBS 121593
Lineage: Eukaryota; Fungi; Ascomycota; Eurotiomycetes; Eurotiales; Aspergillaceae
Exons: 1
Coding region: 195-482 (95 amino acids)
Source: RefSeq, a predicted model, not a curated record